UGAUAUAGAAGAGAAACGGCGGACUAGCAUGGAAGAUGAAUGUAUCACUCAAACCAAAAGUCAUUUUGAACAUGCCGACCAAGUGAAACAACAAGUCAAUGAUCUAUGUACUUCGUCUAUUCAAGUUACUGAUGAUUUAUUGAAACAACUCUCUAUCAUAUUGGACAUAUAUCAAGAACAGUCUCACCUACUCGACCCUUAUUUGGAAGAUCUCGUUACGCCGAUCAUGACCUGCCUUAGAGAAAGGAUACAACAACGACCCAUCAUGCCAGAAAACACUCAUCAUUUAUUUCGCUUCCUUUAUCUUUUGACAAAAACAAGAGGAUAUAAAACUAUUGUUAAGUUUAUGUCUCAUGAAGUCACUGACCUUGAAUCAGUAUUCCAUUUUUUGUCCAACCUUGAUGAUACCAAUAUUCAGAUUUGGGAAACUCGAUAUAUCUGUUUUGUAUGGUUAUCACUGAUUUGUAUGAUUCCUUUUGACCUGAAAAGAGUGGAUAGUGGAUCUGAUAUUUCUCUAAUUACAAGGUUACUCGAUUUAUGCAAGUAUUACCUCAAGGCAACAGGGAAAGAGCGUGACGGUGCAAGUCUUUUAGUAGCACGACUUUUAAGCAGACGGGAUCUUUGUGAUGAUUAUCUGGUUCCUUUUGUAGAAUGGUCCAAGAUGAAACUGGCAAAAGAUGCUGAAGUUUUCGAAACGGCUGGUAUACUUUCAAGUUUAUGUACUCUUUAUCAAUUCUCUCCAAGAAAAGUAUUAUUACCAACUUUGGAUGAUAGUAUCUUCCCUUUACUGUCUAUGCCUUUUUUUGAUAAAUAUGAUAACAACUCAUUGAUUCGCAAGUUACGUAUGAAGUUGACUCAACGUGUUGGACUUUGCUAUCUCAAACCAAAAUUAGCUUCUUGGAGAUAUCAACGAGGUAGUCGAUCUUUACGGAAUAAUUUGGAUCAAGGUAUACCAUUAUCAGUGAAUAUACCAUCUCAAAGUGAUACAACAAUGAAUAAUGAAAAUGAUGAUGAUGAAGAUAUAUCUGAACAUUUGGAAACGAUCAUUGAUAUUUUAUUGAAUGGACUACGUGACAAGGAUACUAUUGUUCGAUGGUCAGCUGCUAAAGGGAUGGGCCGUAUUACGCAGCGUCUACCUCAAGAACUUGCUGAAGAUGUGAUUGGCUCUUUAUUGGAACUUUUUGAAGAAAAUACGUUCAAGCCAAAGGGUUGUGAUGAAUUAGAUUUGACAGCAGUAUCAGAUCAUACUUGGCAUGGUGUAUCAUUAGCUGUGGCUGAAUUAGCUCGUCGUGGUUUAUUACUUCCUGCACGUCUUGAAGAGACAAUACCUUGGAUUAUAUUGGGAUUGAAAUUUGACCUGAAACGUGGAUCUCACUCUAUUGGGGCACAUGUUCGUGAUGCUGCCUGUUAUGUAUGCUGGUCAUUUGCUCGAGCCUAUGCUCCUGAAAUCAUGGCUCCAUUUGUCAAAGAAGUGGCUCAAAAUUUGGUGGUUGUAUCUGUAUUUGAUCGUGAAAUCAACGUUCGCCGUGCAAGCAGUGCUGCUUUUCAAGAAAAUGUUGGUAGACAGGGUAUUUUUCCUAUGGGCAUUGACAUCAUUCAGUUGGCAGAUUACUUUUCCCUUGGCAACCGAACCAAUUCCUUCCUUCAGGUGGCUGUAGCUAUCGCAAAGUUUGAAGAUUAUCGAUAUCACCUAAUUGAUCACCUUGUUACCACGACAUCAAAACAUUGGGACAAAUCUAUGCGUGUGCUUGCUUCCAAAACUUUAUAUCAACUGGUACCAUUGGACCCUGUUUAUUUUAUGGAUCAAGUUUUACCUUCAUUGGUGCCUUUAUCAACAUCUAAAGAUAUGAUUAUUUCUCAUGGUGCUUUGCUCUCGCUUGGUGAAAUUUGCUUCUCUCUUUGGGAAUGUCGACAACAAGAUGAACAAAAAAAUGUUAUAUGGAAUAAGAAUGAAACCUUGAUUCAGGAUAUUGCUGGCGUGGUAGCAAAAAUACCUUCACGAUCUUUGUCAACAUUUGGAUCUGAACACAUUCGGGAAGCAACAUGUCAACUUGUGGAAUAUAUGUGCAGAAUUCGAUUGAUUGACAAUGACAAAGAAAACACAGCGAUUCAAAUGAUUGAUGGUUGGAAACGUAUCAUUCAAACAUCUUUGGAACGAAAAGAAGAAAAUGUGCAAGAAUAUGCUGUGGGUGCAUUUGGUGCUUUAUCUCGUACUUACGGCAUUCAACGAUCAGAAGUUGAUAUCUAUCUAAAGAAGAUUGAGACAACUCAUAUGAUGUACGGUAGACGAGGUUAUGCUUUAGCUCUUGGGACUUUGGAUUACAAUAUGGAAGAACGAUAUUCUUGGCUACAUGACGUCUUGCAUCAAUUGGGCUUGGCAACUCGAAUUCAAGUAGAUCAUAUAGCCAAUGAUGUAGAAGCAAAAAGAAACGCGGUGAUUGGUCUAACUACGAUCUUGAAAGGAUUGAAUGACACUACAUUGAUCAAAGGUAUGUCAUUGGAUGAUCAUUUAUUUGUUAUCGACACAUUGGAAUCUUGUUUAAAGGAUUAUAGUACAGAUCAGCGUGGUGAUGUCGGUUCCUGGGUACGCUCAGCAAGCAUGGAAUGUAUUCGUUAUUACAUGCCUCUCAUAGCAAGAUUAGAUACUGUGAAAGUUUUGUCAAAUUUGGAUACAAACGGUCGAAUGAUCAGUAUGUUAAUGAAACAAUCUGUUGAACGUAUCGAUCGUGUUCGUGGAUUAGCUGGUUCUGUUUUGGUGGAACUUGUCUCCUGUGAUGCAAUUAUCAUUCCACACCAUGAUAAACUGAAGGAACUUUUAACAAGUGAUCUCUCGUUUUCUACUCCUGGUGAAUUAUACCCUGUCAUGGUUGAUUUAUUAUACUAUCCUAGUUAUCGAUUAGAGUUAUUAACUGGGCUCAUUGCAAGUGCUGGUGGACUGACUGAAUCUUUGGUUCGUCAUGCUAGUUCUUGUCUCAUCGAAUUUAUCAACAAACUACCUCCAAAUACCAACGACACUUCGGAUAACUGCUCUAGGGAAGAUAUUAUCCGGACCAUGUAUGACAUUUUCGCAAGAUAUGAAAAACAAGACCGGGUAAUCAUACCAUUGAUGGAUGUAAUUGGACUUUUGUAUGAAACUGGAAGUCUGUCAGUUAUUGAAAAUGAAACUAUUCAUCUCAAACUGAUGACACUUGUUAGAAAAGAAUCCUUUAAAGCAAAAAAUGUGAAAAAGUUGUUAUCUACUAUCAAAAUAUAUGUCGGAUUCAUCUCUUUGUCUGGAACUCAAGUGAAAAUCAAGGCCUUGCAACAAAUGUUGUCUUAUUUGGUUCACGGUUACCCUAGAAUUCGUAUGGAAGUCGCUGACCAACUGUUUACUUUUUUAUCGGUUUUGAAUGAUGAUGAGAUGACUGAUGGAACUAUGCAAGCUGAAGAAAUCAUUACUGGCACUGAUUGGUCGAUGUCUAUUGAUGAAAUCAAACCUUUACGUGAUCAAUUGUAUGAUUUUCUUGGUAUUCCAAAACCUGUGGUACGACCUUCCAAGUAGUUUUAGAUAUAUUUUGUAUUUUUGCAUGAUUUUACAUGGUGGCUUUUUCUCUAUCCAAUAAAAGAAACGUCCUCCACUU
Halteromyces radiatus is the source of this 3620-nucleotide messenger RNA. RefSeq names its product tubulin-specific chaperone D-like protein. Lineage: Eukaryota; Fungi; Mucoromycota; Mucoromycetes; Mucorales; Cunninghamellaceae. The record is from RefSeq and is a predicted model, not a curated record. Gene Ontology annotation, biological process: tubulin complex assembly; post-chaperonin tubulin folding pathway; microtubule cytoskeleton organization. Bases 29 to 3541 code for a protein of 1170 amino acids. The transcript has 21 exons. Gene Ontology annotation, molecular function: beta-tubulin binding; GTPase activator activity.